This is a messenger RNA of Zonotrichia albicollis (white-throated sparrow), 492 nucleotides long. Lineage: Eukaryota; Metazoa; Chordata; Aves; Passeriformes; Passerellidae. The record is from RefSeq and is a predicted model, not a curated record.
GACAGAAAUGUGUAUAUGUUGAGCCACCUAGGAGAGUUAAAGAAAUACUGGAGGAGCACUUUCAUUUACAGGAAGAAGAAUGCAAUGUUAAUAAUCCAACUGCAGUGGCUCUGGAAGGAGUGUGGAAUGUGAAGAACAAUUUCUCCAUCAAAAGCCUGAAACCAGUGUCACAGAACAACAGUGAUUUACUUUUACAGCCUCAAUUCUACUCAAGACAUGCAAGAAUGAAAAAUUGCUGAAUGUCAGUGCUUUGAAGACCUGAGGCUGCUUUGAUGUGUCAAAUCAAACAUCAGCAUAACUACCUACCUUUGGAAAUGUAGAUGUUUGUUUAUAGGAUUUUUAAUAAAGUUCUAUUUGAAUAUGGAGCUAUUUCCUUUUUGUUGUUUUAUUCACAUCCUCAUACUACUUUUUAAUCUGAUGUUGUAAGCAGUCAAAUCUGAACUGUAUUUCCACCAGUGAUGAAAACAUCACAAUCCAAAGAUUACAAGAUGU